Molecule: messenger RNA, 2149 nt
Organism: Trichosurus vulpecula (common brushtail)
Lineage: Eukaryota; Metazoa; Chordata; Mammalia; Diprotodontia; Phalangeridae
Gene: RAB11FIP4
Product: RAB11 family interacting protein 4
Exons: 13
Coding region: 191-1792 (533 amino acids)
Biological process (GO): regulation of cytokinesis; endocytic recycling
Cellular component (GO): cleavage furrow; recycling endosome membrane; endocytic vesicle
Source: RefSeq, a predicted model, not a curated record
GGUAGAGGGUGGGGGCGGGGCCGGGGCCGGGGCCGUCGCCGCCUUCAACUGUUGCGGAAAGGACUGGGGAGAGUUGAAGGAGGAGGAGCAGGAGAAGGGAGAAGCCGGGGGAGAUUGUUCCAGGCUGGACGCGCGGCAUCCUUCUCCUCCUGGCACCGCCGGGGCUGCCUCCUGCCUCCGGGGCUGCGGAAUGCGCUCGCCCCCAGCUCCUCCGAGCCAGGGCAGUGAGAUCCAGGACCCUGCCUACGUGGAUAGCGAGAACGCCCUCAGAGAGUCCGAUCUCUUUCCUGAGGACGAGGCCAUGACGCUGGCCCAGCCCGAAGUCCUUCAUGAGUCUGACAUGGACAGCGCCAUUGACAGUGCCCCAAGUCUGGAAGUAUCUGACAUGAGUCCAGGAGAGGAGAAGGAUGGGGUCCUCGGAGGCCUCUUUCUUCCAGGUGACAAGUCAUUUAUCCCCAAUCCAUCCGCAACAUCCGAUCUCUCCACACACUCGACAGCCUCUCUCAUCAGUAAUGAAGAGCAAUUUGAAGACUACGGGGAAGGGGAGGACGUGGACUUUAACCCCAGCAGCCCCUGUCCUGAUGAUGAAGCCAGAACCAACGUCUACUCUGACCUGGGGUCCUCCGUGUCUUCCAGCGCAGGACAGACCCCUAGAAAAACGAGGCACGUCUACAACAAUGAACUGCUGGAUGUGUACUGCUCUCAGUGCUGUAAGAAGAUCAGUCUGCUGAAUGAUUUGGAAGCCAGGCUGAAGAAUCUGAAGGCCAACAGCCCCAACCGGAAGAUCUCUAGCACUGCAUUUGGACGGCAACUCAUGCAUAGCAGCAAUUUCAGCAGUAGUAACGGCAGCACCGAGGACCUGUUCCGGGACAGCAUUGACUCCUGUGACAACGACCUCACAGAGAAGGUGAGCUUCCUGGAAAAAAAGGUGACCGAGCUAGAGAAUGACAGCCUGACCAACGGAGACCUGAAGAGCAAAUUGAAACAAGAGAACACACAGCUGGUCCAUAGGGUACAUGAGCUGGAAGAGAUUAUGAAAGACCAGGAGACGACGGCGGAGCAGACCCUGGAGGAGGAGAUCAGACGGCAUCGGGAGUUGUUCAGCAAGCUGGAGAAGGAGAAGGGCACUGAGAUCGAGCUGCUAAACACAAGGGUACAACAGUUAGAAGAAGAGAACACAGAACUAAGAACCACGGUGACCCGUCUAAAGUCCCAGACAGAGAAAUUAGAUGAGGAGCGGCAACGGAUGUCUGACCGGCUAGAAGACACCAGCCUCCGGCUCAAGGACGAGAUGGACUUGUACAAGCGGAUGAUGGACAAGCUGCGGCAGAACCGGAUAGAGUACCACAAGGAGCGAGAGGCCACUCAGGAGCUCAUUGAGGACCUGAGGAAGGAGCUGGAGCACCUCCAGCUUUACAAACUGGACUGUGAGCGGCCUGGUCGGGGACGAAGCUCCUCUUCUAGCAUGAGUGAAUUCAAUGCCCGGGCUCGGGAAAUCGAACUGGAACAUGAGAUCAAGCGGCUCAAGCAGGAAAACCAGAAGCUCCGAGACCAGAAUGAUGACCUGAAUGGGCAGAUUUUAAGUCUCAGUCUUUAUGAAGCAAAGAAUCUCUUUGCCACUCAAACCAAGGCCCAGUCUUUGGCAGCAGAGAUCGACUCAGCCUCCCGGGAUGAGCUUAUGGAAGCCCUCAAAGAACAAGAGGAGAUCAACUACCGCCUGAGACAGUAUAUGGACAAGAUCAUUCUCGCCAUCCUGGACCACAACCCGUCAAUCCUGGAGAUCAAAAACUGAAAGAAGAUGUAGGGGUCGAGGUGGGAGUGGGACCAAUGAAGAGCUUGGGAGAGCAGCAGCCACCCGACACCUUCUGCACAUGUCACUGGAUUUAAGAGUCACUAAUACUGUAAAUGUCUAUACAUACAGCCAUGUGUGUGUGUGUGUGUGUACGUGUGUGUAUAAUUGGGUAUGAAAGAAAAUGUGUGUGCGAAUGUUGAUAUUAAGGAUGGUGUGGGGUUGAUCCUUUAGUCACAAAGGUCUACUUUGGUUAGCUUUUCAUGCACUUUGUUGUACCUUUGCGGGAAAGAGGGUUGGCAGAGGGGAUAGGAGGACAUUGUUAUUGUAAUAACAAUAUAACUGGAAGUUUGUGUCUUA